Molecule: messenger RNA, 457 nt
Organism: Columba livia (rock pigeon)
Lineage: Eukaryota; Metazoa; Chordata; Aves; Columbiformes; Columbidae
Gene: RPS21
Product: ribosomal protein S21
Exons: 6
Coding region: 153-404 (83 amino acids)
Biological process (GO): endonucleolytic cleavage to generate mature 3'-end of SSU-rRNA from (SSU-rRNA, 5.8S rRNA, LSU-rRNA); endonucleolytic cleavage in ITS1 to separate SSU-rRNA from 5.8S rRNA and LSU-rRNA from tricistronic rRNA transcript (SSU-rRNA, 5.8S rRNA, LSU-rRNA); translation
Cellular component (GO): cytosolic small ribosomal subunit; ribosome
Molecular function (GO): structural constituent of ribosome
Source: RefSeq, a predicted model, not a curated record
UAACGGCCGCGCUGCCGCCCUGUGACAUGACGGCGGCACGCCGGAAGCGCUCUCCUCCCUCGUGACGUAUUUCCGCUUCCGCCGCUGCUCAUCCUUUUCCGCCGCCGCACACGCGAGGAGUUACCGCUCGGCGCCAGUGCCUCAGCAGCGAGAUGCAGAACGACGCCGGGGAGUUCGUGGACCUCUACGUGCCGCGGAAAUGCUCUGCUAGCAACCGAAUAAUUGGUGCUAAGGAUCAUGCUUCUAUCCAGAUAAACAUUUCUGAGGUUGACAAGGUGACAGGCAGAGUAAAUGGGCAGUUCAAAACAUACGCCAUCUGUGGAGCAAUUCGUAGAAUGGGUGAAUCAGAUGACUCCAUUCUGCGUCUGGCAAAAAAUGAUGGAAUUGUUUCCAAGAACUUCUAACCGAAACAACUCGAAUAUGGAACAUCUGAUGUAAAAUAAAGAGUUCAAACCAA